AACAGAGGGCGAUGUAGAUAUCAGUUAGUAGACGUUUGUACACCAUACCCGGCGUCGUUGCUGUAGGAAAAACAUUAUUUCGAAAUUGUUAAAUACCUUAUUAAUUCGGAACGAACGCCAAAUUUAGCAUACGAGACCUAUUUUAAUUGUAAGAAGUGUGUUUGGCAUAAAUCCGGCAAAAUGUCGUAUAUGCUCCCUCAUCUUCACAAUGGCUGGCAAGUAGACCAGGCUAUUUUAUCCGAAGAGGACCGUGUUAUUGUUAUAAGAUUUGGCCACGACUGGGACCCUACGUGUAUGAAAAUGGAUGAAGUCUUAUACAGCAUCGCUGAGAAGGUGAAGAAUUUUGCAGUCAUUUAUCUUGUGGACAUCACAGAAGUGCCAGAUUUCAAUAAGAUGUACGAGUUGUAUGAUCCUUGCACAGUCAUGUUCUUUUUCAGGAACAAACACAUCAUGAUUGAUCUUGGCACUGGUAACAACAACAAGAUUAACUGGACCAUGGAAGACAAACAAGAGAUGAUAGACAUUGUUGAGACCGUCUACAGGGGGGCGAGGAAAGGACGCGGUCUUGUGGUGUCCCCUAAAGACUACUCCACCAAAUACAGAUACUGAUCUCUGGAUUAUUAUUAUCCCAUCACAAAAGAUAUGUGCAUUCGGAAGUGUGGUCAUUUGGACAGUUUAAUGGUCUUGUUUAGCAUUUUCAGCUUUAUGUAUAAAUGUUACUCUGUUGCAAUUAAAGAAACCUUUGUUUUUUUUAACAUCUAAAAUAAAACAUUUUUCUUCUGUUUUAUUUCUAA
Molecule: messenger RNA, 794 nt
Organism: Danio rerio (zebrafish)
Lineage: Eukaryota; Metazoa; Chordata; Actinopteri; Cypriniformes; Danionidae
Gene: txnl4a
Product: thioredoxin-like 4A
Biological process (GO): mRNA splicing, via spliceosome
Cellular component (GO): U5 snRNP; nucleus; U4/U6 x U5 tri-snRNP complex
Source: RefSeq, marked provisional